UUCAAGUUAAUGUAAGUGUGGCUGUGUGUGUGUGUUGCAGAAAAUUGUAAUCGAAUUAAAAGUUGAAAUUAUUAUACCAAAUUACAAGGAACAAACGUGCUGGCCGCUUAAUUAGUUAACUGUUAUGGCCAAUCGCACGCGCAACAACACGACCAAGGUCGAAGCUCUCAUAGAGAGCUGCCGCAGCGAGGGUAAAUGGCAGCGCGUCAUCGAGCUGACGGACGAGCUGAAAACGGGAUCGCCACAUAACGAGUGCUUGGCAAAUUUCUUGAUAGGCGAGGCUCGGCUGGAAAGCUACCUGGAAGAGCAUGCCGUGGCCGCCGAGUCGACCUUUGGACGAGCCAAAAAUGGCUUGGCGGAGGCGAGGCGUUAUCUAAAUCUUGCCUUGGGCGAGAGUGGCCAAAAGGCGGGCAUUGCCUUGGAUGCGUAUUUGCUGCUGGCUAAGCUCUGCUACGCCUGCGGCGAGUACGAGCAGAGUCUGGAGAACUUCAUUAAGGCGGAGUUGAAUACGCUAGCCGAGAAGGAGCUGACACUGCGCAGCUUGAAGAUCCUGGCUGAAUCGUACGCUAUUAAGGGCCUUUGCUUGGAGCAGCAGGCGCACAAGCCCACGUCCAAGUUCAAGAAAGCCGAAAAGGAUACGGAAAUGAUUUGCUGCUUUGAGCGCGCCUCGGACUUGGGUCUGCUCUACCUGCAGGAGUACGACAUCGUGAGUGGAAGCAACAGCUCCUCAAACAAUUCCACUACCGGCUCCACACUUAACGUGAAUGCCGGGGUGCAGCAGUCGUCGAGCAGCUUCGCCAUCAGCAGCACCAUUCCGAGCAGCAGCGCAACCCUAGAAGUCAAUCGCCGCAUGGGCGCCAUCCUGGAGACGGCGCUGCAGCGAGCGCCCAUCGUCCUGAUUAAGGCGGGCAAGCUGCAAGUGGCCGUGGAGAGAUAUCGCAUUAUGCUGAAUGCCAUUGAGACGCGUGCGACGCAAUCGUUGCGCCUGACGCUGGCCCGGCAGCUGGCUGAGGUGCUGCUCCGUGGCGUGUCGGGCACAAUCUACACGCCUCCGUUCACCACCAAGUCGGGUGGCAGCACCUUGCGUGGCGGCGGGGCAGCCAAGCGGCUGUGGAAGCCACGCAAGUACGCGGCCAGGCAGCAAUUCACGCCGCGCAAUCAGCAGGAGGAAGUGAUCCUGCUGCUGCUCAUUGCCGAGGCUCUGGCUGUGCGGGACACCGUGCUGUCGCAGAGUCCGGAAUUCAAGCAGGCGCGACAGCACGCCAUGGGCAAUGUGACCGCCGUCUACGAUCUGCUGGCGCUGGCCACGAUCCGCUGGGGUCUGGUGCAGCUGCUCAACGAGUCCUUCGAAAAGGCGCUCAAGUUCAGCUUUGGCGAGCAGCACAUCUGGCGGCAAUACGGGCUGAGCCUGAUGGCCGCGGAGAAGCACGCGUACGCGCUGCGCGUGCUGCAGGAGUCGAUGAAGCUGACGCCGGGCGAUCCGCUGCCCUGCCUGCUGGCCUCGCGCAUCUGCUACGAGAGUCUGGAGACUGUGAAGCAGGGGCUGGACUAUGCGCAGCAAGCGCUCAAGCGGGAAGUGAAGGGUCUUCGUCCGUCCCGGAGCCAGCUCUUUGUGGGCAUUGGAUACCAGCAGCUGGCCAUUCAGGCCACGCUGAAGAGCGAUCGCGACAGCUACAAUAAAUUGGCUCUGGAGGCCUUGGAGCGCGCCGUUCAGCACGAUGGCAACGAUCACCUGGCCGAGUACUACCUGUCGCUGCAAUACGCGCUCCUCAAUCAGUUGGGCGAGGCUCUGAGCCACAUUCGCUUCGCCUUGGCGCUGCGCAUGGAGCAUGCGCCCUGCCUGCAUCUGUUCGCUCUGCUGCUGACGGCCUCGAGACGUCCGCGCGAGGCGCUGGGCGUGGUGGAGGACGCGCUGCACGAGUUUCCCGACAAUCUGCAGCUGCUGCAUGUGAAGGCGCAUCUCCAACUGAAUCUGGAAGACGCCGAGACGGCGCUGUCCACGGUGCAGCACAUGCUCGCCGUCUGGCGGGACCUGUACGAGGCGCAGCUGGCGGGCGAGGAGGAGAAGCAUUCGGAUACCAAGAGUGGCAUCCACCUGAUUCACUCUUCGCAAAUGUCCGACAAGGAUUCGAAUUCCGUCUACGCUGCCUCGCUGGCCGCAGUCUCGCGCGUAGAACAGGCGCUCAGUGAGGCGGCUAGCUCGCUGAGCUCGUUCACCCAGAGGCCGGGGCCGCGCCGUCCCUGGAUGCUGCAGAUCGAGAUCUGGCUGCUGCUCGCCGAUGUCUAUAUGCGCAUCGACCAACCGAACGAGGCGCUCAAUUGCAUACACGAAGCCACGCAAAUAUAUCCGCUCUCGCAUCAAAUUAUGUUCAUGCGCGGUCAGGUGCAUGUUUAUUUGGAGCAGUGGCUGGAUGCGAAGCAAUGCUUUCUGAAUGCCGUUGCCGCCAAUCCGAAUCAUACCGAAGCUCUGCGCGCUCUAGGCGAGACGCAUUUAAUACUGGGCGAGCCGCGGCUGGCUGAGAAAAUGCUGAAGGAUGCCGCUAAAUUGGAUCCCAACUGUCCAAAGAUAUGGUUCUCGCUGGGCCAGGUUAUGGAAACACUAGGCGAUUACAAUUCAUCUGCUGACUGCUUUGCCACCUCGCUGCAGCUGGAGCCGUCUUGCCCGGUGCUUCCGUUCACCUCGAUACCUUUAGUUUUCGAAUAGGCAUUUCGCUUGA
Drosophila navojoa is the source of this 2717-nucleotide messenger RNA. It is a transcript of the gene Ttc7, whose product is annotated as tetratricopeptide repeat domain 7. Gene Ontology annotation, biological process: protein localization to plasma membrane; phosphatidylinositol phosphate biosynthetic process. Lineage: Eukaryota; Metazoa; Arthropoda; Insecta; Diptera; Drosophilidae. The record is from RefSeq and is a predicted model, not a curated record. Gene Ontology annotation, molecular function: protein binding. Gene Ontology annotation, cellular component: plasma membrane.